CUCCCCCCCCAAAAAAAAAAAGAAAAAAAAAAAUCAAUCAAAACCAAAUGAAUGAUGCGCCUUCACAAAGUCUAUCAUCGCCUCUCUAUCCUCUCCUUCACCCCCCUCUCUCUCUCUCCCCACUUUCUCACACUGAAGCCUCUUCAAUUUUCAUCGCCCGUCCACCUCAGAGCUCGUUCCAGUAACGACGUCGUCAGGUCGCUCAGAAGUACUGCCACCAUGGCUUCCUCUAGGCUUCGCAACCUCGUUCCUGUAAACGCCGUUCUGGCCGAGGAUGCGAGUGCCGGAGGAGGCACUAAUGGCUCUGCAUCUUCUUCUUCUUCUGCAACCGUUGUCACUCCUGCUGCUGAAGAUGAAGAUGAUUCGGUGUUAGGAGUUAGAUAUCGUCUUCCUCCACCAGAAAUAAGAGAUAUUGUCGAUGCUCCACCACUUCCAGCCUUGUCAUUCUCACCUCACAGGGAUAAAAUACUAUUUCUCAAGCGCAGAGCUUUACCGCCUCUAGAAGAACUAGCAAGACCAGAAGAGAAGUUGGCUGGUAUUCGUAUCGAUGGAAAGUGCAACACCAGGAGUCGGAUGUCUUUCUACACUGGCAUCGGUAUCCAUCAACUAAAGCCUGAUGGUACACUUGGGCCAGAGAAAGAGGUUCAUGGCUUUCCUGAAGGUGCUAAGAUCAAUUUUGUUACCUGGUCGCCAGACGGUCAGCAUUUAUCAUUCAGUGUCCGAGUUGAUGAGGAAGAAAAUAAUAGUAGUAAGCUUAGAUUGUGGGUUGCUAGUGUGGAAACAGGCGAAGCUAGACCUUUGUUUCAUUCUCAAGAUAUUUAUCUAAAUGCAGUUUUUGACAAUUUUGUCUGGGUAAAUGACUCAACCCUAUUGGUUUGCACCAUACCCCUAUCUCGGAAGGAUCCUCCCAAAAAACCUCUGGUUCCAUUUGGCCCAAAGAUUCAAUCUAACGAGCAAGAAAACAUUAUUCAAGUUAGAACCUUCCAGGAUUUAUUAAAGGAUGAGUAUGAUGAAGAUUUGUUUGACUACUAUGCCACUACUCAACUUGUUUUGGCUUCCUUAGAUGGGAUGGUAAAGGAAAUUGGCCCACCUGCGGUGUAUACAUCAAUGGAUCCCUCCCCAGAUCAUAAGUACCUUUUGAUUAGUUCAAUUCACAGGCCAUACUCUUUCAUUGUACCAUGUGGAAGAUUUCCCAAGAAGGUGGAUGUGUGGACAACCGAUGGAAGAUUUGUUAGGGAACUUUGUGAUUUGCCACUUGCUGAGGAUAUCCCCAUUGCAUUCAAUAGCGUUCGAAAAGGGAUGCGCUCUAUCAAUUGGAGAGCAGAUAAACCAUCAACUCUCUACUGGGUUGAGACUCAAGAUGGAGGAGAUGCAAAAGUUGAAGUUUCUCCGCGUGAUAUAGUUUAUGCGCAGCCUGCUGAGCCAGUAGAUGGUGAAGAUCCAGAAAUCUUACACAGGCUUGAUCUUCGCUAUGGAGGGAUUUCUUGGUGUGAUGAUUCACUGGCUCUAGUUUAUGAAUCAUGGUAUAAAACACGGAGAACUAGAACCUGGGUGAUUUCUCCUGGGUCAAAAGAUGUGAGCCCCCGCAUCCUAUUUGAUAGGUCAUCAGAAGAUGUGUAUUCUGAUCCUGGCUCUCCCAUGCUUCGGAGAACUCCUGCUGGGACUUACGUAGUUGCAAAGAUAAAGAAGGAAGCUGAUGAAGGCACCUAUGUUUUACUGAAUGGAAGUGGUGCUACACCAGAAGGGAACAUCCCAUUCCUUGAUUUGUUUGACAUAAAUACAGGCAAUAAAGAACGUAUAUGGAAGAGUGACAAGGACAAAUAUUAUGAGACUGUCGUUGCUUUGAUGUGUGAUGAGAAAGAAGGGGAUAUGCACAUCGAUCAGUUGAAAUUAUUGACUUCCAAAGAGUCAAAGACUGAAAACACCCAAUAUUAUAUCCUAAGAUGGCCUGAAAAAAGUGCAAGUCAAAUUACAGAUUUCCCUCAUCCUUAUCCACAGUUGGCAUCAUUACAGAAAGAGAUGAUUAGAUACCAAAGGAAGGAUGGGGUUCAACUUACUGCAACAUUAUAUCUUCCACCUAAUUAUGAUCCAUCAAAAGAUGGCCCUCUUCCAUGCCUGAUCUGGUCUUAUCCGGGAGAAUUCAAAAGCAAGGAUGCUGCUGGACAAGUACGUGGUUCUCCCAAUGAAUUUGCAGGCAUAGGUCCAACCUCUGCGCUUCUUUGGCUGGCUAGAAGGUUUGCUAUUCUAUCUGGACCAACAAUCCCUAUUAUUGGCGAGGGUGAUGAGGAAGCCAAUGAUAGGUAUGUGGAGCAAUUGGUUGCAAGUGCAGAAGCUGCUGUGGAGGAAGUUGUUUGUCGUGGUGUGGCUCAUCCCAACAAAAUUGCUGUUGGGGGACAUUCCUAUGGUGCAUUCAUGACUGCAAACCUCUUGGCACAUGCCCCUCAUCUUUUCUGUUGUGGCAUUGCUCGUUCUGGUGCUUACAACAGAACACUCACUCCAUUCGGUUUUCAGAAUGAGGACAGAACACUCUGGGAGGCGACUACAACUUAUGUCGAGAUGAGUCCUUUCAUGUCUGCUAAUAAAAUUAAGAAGCCAAUUUUGCUUAUCCAUGGAGAAGAAGACAAUAAUCCUGGGACUUUAACCAUGCAGUCAGAUCGGUUUUUCAAUGCACUUAAGGGUCAUGGUGCUCUCUGUCGCUUGGUAAUUCUUCCUUUUGAGAGCCAUGGCUAUGCUGCAAGAGAAAGUAUCAUGCAUGUACUCUGGGAAACUGAUAGAUGGUUGCAGAAAUAUUGUAUAUCAAAUAUUACUGAUCCAAGUGCAGAACAUGAUGAAAGCAAAGAAAAUGUAAGCACUGAGGCUGCAGAUUCUGAUAGCAAAGCAGUUGCUACAAGUGGAGGUGGAAGUGCAGAGGUGUCAGAUUUGGAGAUUGAAGCGUCGCAGUUGGUGCCGAGAUCAUUAUUGUGAAUAAAUAGGGAUCUUGCUGUUAAACGAUUGAAGCAGGAGCAAGACAAGAUGAUAUACAAAUUGACGGCAUAACACAGACGCUUAAUUGUAAUGAUAUUUAUUGCUGGUUGCAUAUGGUGAAUGAUGCAUCGCAGAGUGUUCGAUGGUCCAAAAGCUUUUACAGCAACAUCUACGCCAAAGUUGCUGAUGCACAGUUUAGGCACUAUUAAAAGGAUCUGAUUUCUUCCUCCCUCACUGUAACCGAAUGCUGACUUUGUUGUCAAUUGAAACUAUUCCACUUCGUGAUAUAUAAUAAAGCGAAAAUGGAUUCUCA
This is a messenger RNA of Ziziphus jujuba (common jujube), 3277 nucleotides long. Its product is annotated as probable glutamyl endopeptidase, chloroplastic. The transcript is spliced from 11 exons. The coding region runs from base 52 to 2964 and encodes 970 amino acids. The record is from RefSeq and is a predicted model, not a curated record. Gene Ontology annotation, biological process: proteolysis. Gene Ontology annotation, molecular function: serine-type endopeptidase activity. Lineage: Eukaryota; Viridiplantae; Streptophyta; Magnoliopsida; Rosales; Rhamnaceae.